AGAGAACACAAAACCAACAACGCAGGACAAUACGCGCAAACUUGGACAACGAGAAAAAGCAGGUGCUAUAACACAUUCCAUACCCUGUAUAACUGUAUAACAUUUUUCUACCAUGGCAACUGAUUGUGAGGCAUGGCUCAAUGCAAACCCUGUUGAGGUUGUCGAUCCCAGUGACUCCUUCCCCUCCGGGGACGAGGAGAGCAUCUUUACUGGAAACGUCAAAACUGAGGUCAAUGGGAACUGGAUAACGGCCCCCACCGGCACCAUUCAUGAGGCGAAACUCAAGGCCAAGGUGAAGAGACGUCUGAGGAAGAACUCCUCCCGGGACUCUGGCAAGGGCGACUCGCUCAGCGAUAACGGAGAAGUGGUCCGGUCUGCGGUUCCGCCCACCAGUCCUAAGGGCAAACUGCUGAACAGGAGGUCGAGGAUGGGGAAGGGACGAGGACUGCCAAAGAAAGGAGGAGCGGGCGGUAAAGGUGUUUGGGGAACACCUGGGGAAGUUUACGAUGAAGACGAGGUCGAUUUCAAAGAUCCCAAUUACGAUGCGGAACAGGAAAAUUGUGUGUAUGAGACGGUUGUCCUCCCUCUGGACGAAGAGACCUUCGAGAAGACGGUCACUCCUAUCGUACAAGAGUACUUUGAGCAUGGUGAUGCUAAUGAAGUGGCGGAAUUGCUUGCCGAGCUGAACCUGGGCAGUAUGCGCGGCAAUGUCCCUAUGCUAGCCGUGUCGCUUGCACUUGAGGCGAAAGCCAGCCACAGAGAGCUGACGUCACGACUGCUCAGUGAGCUCUGUGGUCAUGUACUGACGGCCGCCGACAUGGAAGCCUCUUUCCACAAACUGCUCAAAGAGCUACCUGACCUGGUGCUGGACACGCCAGGUGCUCCACAGAUGCUUGGCCAGUUCAUUGCUCGAGCAGUUGCGGACAACAUCUUGCCCAAUAGCUUCAUAGAUGGCUACAAAGGACGAGUAGACUGUGAAUAUGCCAGAGCUGCUCUGGAUCGGGCAGCCGUGCUGCUGAGAAUGAGCCAAUGGACCGGCCUACGCAUUGACAACCUCUGGGGCUCGGGCGGCGGCCAAAGACCUGUCAAUCAACUCAUCAAAGAGGUUAACCUCUUGCUAAAGGAGUACCUGUUGUCAGGCGAUACAUUGGAGGCAGAACGGUGCCUGAGAGAACUGGAAGUACCACAUUUCCAUCAUGAGUUUGUCUAUGAAGCACUUAUCAUGGUGCUGGAAUCUAAAGGUGACAGAGCACUUCAAAUGAUUCUACAGUUGCUGAAGUCUCUCUGUGCCUCCACAGUCAUCACUGUGGAUCAGUUGAGACGGGGAUUUGAGAGGGUCUACCUCGACAUGGCAGAUAUAAGUAUUGACGUGCCAUGUGCCUACUCGCUCCUUGAGCAGUUUGUGGAACGGAGCUUUAAUGCUGGUGUCAUCGAUAAAAAACUCAGAGACCUCUGUCCCUGUCGGGGCCGGAAGAGGUUCAUCAGUGAAGGAGAUGGCGGGUGCCUUAAACUUGAAAGCUACUGAGUUCAGGAGUCCCACAAGCCAUUUCCAUGGCAGCUGCUCCAGUUUUAGCAUUAACUGGAGCUUUAUAUUUCUUUAAGUUGCUUGUAUUUGUCACGAAGGUUAAAGUACUUAACUUUCCUCCUGUCAGAACACAUGGGACUGAAGGGCCAGGCACUUAAAUCUGAAGGAGACGUAAUUCCCCCCCAUCCUUCUGAUAUGUGACUUCUAUAAACUAAUCCUGAAAGUGCCACACUUAAAAUGACUUAGUCAUUCCAUGUUUUGUAUUCCUGAGUUCACUGCCACUCCUGUUCUCCAGUUAGCAGUGUUUCUAGAGACUUGUACAGAGCUUUAUAAAUGGAAGAGUGCAGGCACAUAAGUUCAGAGCUCUUUCUCCCUUCUAGGCUGCUUUUUUUUUGUAUACUGUGCUUGAGUAUAUUUUUCCUUUUAUUUUUUUCUUUGACCUUUCAAAGAUGUCAUUUCGGAUGGUCACUGCAAAAGGGCGAAACUGAGCAAUGUAAAGCAGCUGGGAUCAUUUCACAGAACAGUGUCAAGAACAUUUAUUUUUAUAUUUCAGUAGAGUGGUGGGUGUGAAAUGUACUUGUGCUUGACAAAUAAAUAA
This is a messenger RNA of Myxocyprinus asiaticus (Chinese sucker), 2123 nucleotides long. RefSeq names its product programmed cell death protein 4-like. NCBI's taxonomy places the organism in Eukaryota, Metazoa, Chordata, Actinopteri, Cypriniformes, Catostomidae. Gene Ontology annotation, biological process: negative regulation of DNA-templated transcription. The record is from RefSeq and is a predicted model, not a curated record. The coding region runs from base 113 to 1525 and encodes 470 amino acids. Gene Ontology annotation, cellular component: cytosol; nucleus. The transcript has 12 exons.